Messenger RNA from Diaporthe batatas, 1666 nucleotides. RefSeq lists its product as uncharacterized. The transcript has 2 exons. Gene Ontology annotation, molecular function: protein binding. Lineage: Eukaryota; Fungi; Ascomycota; Sordariomycetes; Diaporthales; Diaporthaceae. The coding region runs from base 413 to 1351 and encodes 312 amino acids. The record is from RefSeq and is a predicted model, not a curated record.
GCUCAAACGCCUUUCACAUGAACCACUGGCGACCCGCGACUCGCGUCCUGCUUACAUACAAGUGCUCGGACGUGUUCAGGCCGGGGGGAUACGGAGGUACAUGUGUACAUCCCAGAGACUUACCCCACCGUAGCUACCCCUCUGACGUGACCCUGUUGGGUGCCUUGCCAGACAGACACCCAGGCAAGCUCACAAACAAGUCCACUGCCCGCCACCUCCUCAAGUGCCGUCUGUCCGUUUCAAACAAGCCAAAUCGUCUUCCACAACCUUCCAGACCCGGCCAUCAGGUCUCCUUCAAGUGAGCGCCCCGGAUCGGAGUUGAGGACACGCCACCUCGCCCUUGCCCUAUCUUCCGAUCUCGCACAAUCUUACAUCUUUACCUUGUAUCAUUCAUCACCCUAUUCGCGACAGAAUGGCGCAAUCGGAUCUCGACGCCCUGUUGGAAAUGGGGUUCGAGAAGGCUCGCGCCGAGCUGGCCAUCAAGAAAUCCGGCGGGCUGCAAGGCGCACUCGAGUGGCUCGAGAAGAACCAAGACACCCCGAUCGAGGAGCUUGAGGCUCCCCAAGAUGACGAUGAAGCAGCCACACAGGCGGCGAUCAAGGGUCUUGAGGAGGGCCAGCUUGCGAAGUCCCUCGCCUGCGAUGACUGCGGCAAGAAGUUCAGGACAACAGCCCUCGCCGAGUUCCAUGCCUCCAAGACAGGCCACGAGAACUUCUCCGAGUCGACUGAGGAACUCAAGCCUCUGACUGAAGAAGAGAAGAAGCAGAAGCUCGACGAGAUGCGAGCCGCCCUUGCCGAGAAGAGAGCCAGACAGGCCGUCACCGACAAGGAGGAGCAGAAGCGCAACGACAAAAUCAAGGCCAAGGCCACAAGGGAGACCCAGGACGCCAAGGAGGAGCUCCAACGCAGGGAGCAGAUCAAGGAGGCCGCACGCAAGCGCCAGGAGAAGAUCGACGACCUUGAAGCCAAGAAGCGCAUCAAGGCGAAGAUCGAGGCGGACAAGGAAGAGCGGAGGCGCAAAGCUGAGGAGGCCAAGGCCGCCCGGGAGGGAAAGGCGCCGCCAGCUGCCGCAGAGCCCGCUGCCGCAGCCGCUCCGGCACAGCCCAAGCCAAGCGCGAGCUACACCGACGCGAGACUGAGGCUACAGACCCCCGGCGGAGUGCUGCAGAAGAACUUCCCAGCGGAGACGACCCUGUUUGAGGUGGCACAGGCGAUCGAGGCGGAGCAGGGAGGCGCGGUGGCCAGCUUUACCUUGACUUUUCCCCGGAAGACUUUUGAGGCGGGCGUUGACUUCGGCCAAACUCUUCGGGAGGUGGGACUCGUUCCCAGCGGCGUGCUCAUCGUCAAGUAGGUAUCGGGGCCGGGUUGGGAGGAGUAUGUGCGAGACCCACCAUGGCGUCAGGCAAGAAGUCGAGAAAGGAGCAUAGAUGAGAUGCUACAUAAUCUGGAUCUUGAUGGAAACUAGUGAUGGCCAAAAGCGCUUGGAUUUCAUGAGAUUAAGAGGUUAGCGUUCCGCACCAGAGCCAUGGUGGAACUUGUGGUCAUCACGUCAACAUUGUUACUAUGGGCCGGGGGGGGGGGCUGUUAUGAACUUCAAAGCUACAUCAUGAAAGCAGCGCGAGCUGUUUAUCGAGCAUUUUAAGUGGGGGGACCGGCAGGCCCCAAC